This is a messenger RNA of Pteronotus mesoamericanus, 2339 nucleotides long. It is a transcript of the gene APCDD1, whose product is annotated as APC down-regulated 1. Gene Ontology annotation, cellular component: plasma membrane. NCBI's taxonomy places the organism in Eukaryota, Metazoa, Chordata, Mammalia, Chiroptera, Mormoopidae. The transcript has 5 exons. Bases 1 to 1788 code for a protein of 595 amino acids. The record is from RefSeq and is a predicted model, not a curated record. Gene Ontology annotation, biological process: negative regulation of Wnt signaling pathway. Gene Ontology annotation, molecular function: Wnt-protein binding.
AUGAUCGCGGGCCUGGCCUGGCCGCACGCGGGCUGGAGCCGAGGAGCGGACCCGCCCCCGUGUCCCCGCGCCGAAGCAGUCAUCCCGCUUGACGACGCCGCCUCGUCGUGUCGUCCCAGGCUGGAGACGCGAAGGCAGAGCGUGCGCAGCACCGCGGCCGUUCCUGGGGAGCAGGGACCACGGACGGCUAGCGGCUCCAGUGGUUCGGGGCGCGCGGAAGGUCCCGGAGGAGGACUGGAGAUGUCCUGUCUGUGCCGCCUCCUGCUCACAUACCUGUUCCCGGCCCUGCUACUUCACGGGCUGGGAGAGGGUUCAGCUCUCCUUCAUCCGGAUAGCAGAUCACAUCCUAGGUCCGUAGAGAAAAGUGCCUGGAGGGCAUUCAAGGAAUCACAGUGCCAUCACAUGCUCAAACAUCUCCACAAUGGUGCAAGGAUCACUGUCCAGAUGCCACCAGCGAUCGAGGGCCACUGGGUGUCCACUGGCUGUGAAGUGAGGUCAGGCCCAGAGUUCAUCACAAGGUCUUACAGAUUCUACCACAAUAACACCUUCAAGGCCUACCAGUUCUAUUAUAGUGGCAACCGCUGUACAAGCCCCACCUACACCCUCAUCAUCAGGGGCAAGAUCCGCCUGCGCCAGGCCUCCUGGAUCAUCCGUGGGGGCACGGAAGCCGACUACCAGCUGCACAGUGUGCAGGUCAUCUGCCACACGGAGGCAGUUGCUGAGAGACUCAGCCAGCUGGUGAACCACACAUGCCCUGGCUUCGUCCCUGCUGGAGGUGCCUGGGUGCAGGACGUGCCCUAUGACCUAUUGCAGGAGGAGGAUGGCUGUGAGUGCACCAGAGCUGUGAAUUUCGCCAUGCACGAGCUGCAGCUCCUCCGGGUGGAGAAGCAGUACCUGCAGCACCACCUGGACCGCCUGGUCGAGGAGCUCUUCCUUGGCGACAUCCACACUGAUGCCUCCCAGAGGACAUUCUACCGGCCGUCCAGUUACCAGCCCCCCCUGCAGAAUGCGAAGAACCAUGACCAUGCCUGCAUAGCCUGUCGAAUCAUCCACCGGUCAGAUGAGCAUCACCCUCCCCUCCUGCCCCCCAAGGCUGACCUGACCGUGGGCCUGCAUGGCGAAUGGGUGAGCCAGCGCUGUGAGGUGCGACCUGAAGUCCUCUUCCUCACACGCCACUUCAUCUUCCAUGACAACAAUAACACCUGGGAAGGGCAUUACUACCAUUACUCCGACCCUGUCUGCAAGCACCCCACCUUCACCAUCUAUGCCAAAGGCCGUUACAGCCGGGGCGUGCACUCCUCCAGAGUCAUGGGAGGAACUGAGUUUGUGUUCAAAGUGAAUCACAUGAAGGUCACCCCCAUGGAUGCAGCUACUGCCUCGCUCCUCAACGUCUUCAAUGGGAAUGAAUGUGGGGCCGAGGGCUCCUGGCAGGUGGGCAUCCAGCAAGAUGUGACCCACACCAAUGGCUGUGUGGCACUGGGAAUCAAACUACCUCACACGGAAUACGAGAUCUUCAAAAUGGAACAGGAUGCCCGUGGCCGCUAUCUGUUGUUCAAUGGCCAGAGGCCCAGUGACGGGUCCAGCCCAGACAGGCCCGAGAAGAGAGCCACGUCCUACCAGAUGCCCUUAGUCCAGUGUGCUUCCUCUGUACCCCGGCCCGAGGACUUCCCUGAGGACCACAGGGCCCAACAGUAUGGGAGCUGGGCGCCUAGGAGGAGCGCUUGUCCCUGGUUCUUCGCUGCGCUAGCCUGCCUUUUGACUCUGCUGCACUGGAAUGUCCUCAGAUAGAAAUUGUUUAAAAGUUAUAUUUUUCCAAACCAGGUUUCCUUACAAUUUAAGUUUCUCCCUUAUGAAAAGAGAGGACACUUCUUCCGAUGCACUUGAGUGCCCGAGAACUGUCAUGCCUUUUCUCCUCCACCCCGCCCCCUCCUUCCCAGCCUGAGUCAUAAGCAGCACUGUUUGAAGUUUCUGCUUUGAACUCCAUCCAGUCGGAUCCCUGGCCUGGGUGCCUUCACAAUAGUAAUUGCACUUUAAGACCGCAGAGUGUUUGGGGCUAAUGUGUUUGGUAAAGGGAGCAGGGUGAAAGCUAGGUCCUCUUCUUUUCUUCCUCUUAAUUAUUGUUUCUGUGUUGGACUUAGAAGAAAUGACUAUCAAGCUACAUUUUUUUUAUUGUGGUUGCUUCCUGUCCUCCUUUGAAACUGCCUCCUCUCUGAGUUUUACAACCUGGAAUCCAGUGCAGAGUUGGUUUGGGACUGCAGUCAAGACACCUUUUAUUAAUAAAGAAGAGACUUGGGUGUAGAUAUGUACAUAGAAAAAGACACACAAUUUAGCUUAAGCAC